Carassius auratus (goldfish) is the source of this 791-nucleotide messenger RNA. Its product is annotated as regulator of cell cycle RGCC-like. Gene Ontology annotation, biological process: regulation of cell cycle. NCBI's taxonomy places the organism in Eukaryota, Metazoa, Chordata, Actinopteri, Cypriniformes, Cyprinidae. The transcript is spliced from 5 exons. The record is from RefSeq and is a predicted model, not a curated record. Bases 127 to 441 code for a protein of 104 amino acids.
GGAGACCACACCGUGCUCUGAUUGGUCGGCGCAUUGUGUGCUGGGCGGAGUUAAUAUACAUCGGAUGGGAACCUAUCGUAUUAAUUUGAGAAUCAGUUUCCAGCACUCUUCACAGAGAACCUCAGGAUGUCUACAACAAACUGUUCAGAGCUGGACCUGGAGCUGGGAGAGCUGCUGCAGGAGUUUAAUGAUGUUGUGAAGGAGCUGAGCACACCUCACGCCUCUGAACAUGUGCUGAGAGACGUACAGAGACACACAGCACUGAGGGACGCAGACGACUCAGACUACUGCAGCGAAGCUUCGCUGGUAAACAGCUUGAAUGCCAGUCAAGAGGAGCUCAACAUCCCAAGCAUGACUACAGCCCCAAAAGCCAGGCUCGGGGACACCAGUGACCUACAGAGCUUCAUUGAAAACCUGGACAGAGAGCUUGCAGAGAUGUGAGAUGACGGGACACACGUGAUCACCUGAAGAGCUGGCAUUUAGCGAAGCGUGAUCUCUGCUUCCACACACAGAAAUUAGGCUGAAGAAAAACAGCUUGAAGGAUUCACUUUUCCCCCUUCACUAAGAAUCAAGAGCUCAUGGAGUCUUUUUAAUUUGUCAAGACCCUUUGGAAGAAUUACCAAGUUUCUCAGAAGUUGUUUUAUUUAAUACAUUUAUAUGAAAAGCACAAUGCCUUGUAAAUUAUGAUGAUUAAUGUUAAUACAUAAUGUUCACUUUUUUAAGACUGUAAAAAUAUUUUUACCAGGUUCAGGGUAAUGUGUAAUUUUAAUUUAACCUUGUAAAGAAGUUUU